Molecule: messenger RNA, 8306 nt
Organism: Chara braunii
Lineage: Eukaryota; Viridiplantae; Streptophyta; Charophyceae; Charales; Characeae
Source: the annotation of a GenBank genome assembly
GCGGGAUGGCAACGCCCAUGUGGCGUACUUGCCGCGUGGCGAUGGGAGAGGGAUGGCAAAGCCGAGAUGGGAACGCCGAGGUGGUGACGCCACGUGGCGAUGGGAGCGGGAUGGCAAUGCCGAGGUGGCGAUGGGAUCGGGAGCGGGAUCGGGAAGCGAAGGUGGCCACGGGCGCGGGAUCGGGAUCAGAAAGCGGAGGUGGCGAUGGGUACCACACUUCGCACGUGCCAAACAUCGCACGUGGCGCACGUGCCACGUGGCGCACUUUCCUCAUCCCCACGUGGCGUACUUGCCCCAUCAUCUAGUCCCACGUGGCAAGUACGGAGGUGGCGACGUCGAGGUGGCGAUGGGAGCGGGAUGGCGACGCCAUCUCCGCGUCGAGGUGGCGUACUUGCCCCAUCAUCUAGUCCCACGGGCAAGUGCGGAGGUGGCGAUGUCGAGGUGGCAACGGGAGCGGCAAGUACGCCACGUGGGAAGUGCGGCCUCACCAUAUAGUCCCACGUGGCAAGUGUUGAGGUGGCAAUGGGAGCGGCAAGGACUUAUAGUCCCUGAGAAGGAGGCAACGGACGUCGGCUUAUUCAGAAGGGGCAAAAUGGGAAAGCUGAGUGGGGAGUUUGAAAGGGUGCGGCAAAAGGAGAAGGGAACGGAGCAUGCCAGGGACGAACAUGGAGGAUCAGCAAGGCAUCGUGUCCCAACGAUAAGGAAUGGGGUGAGUCAGAAGUCUAAAACGACAAGUCGAGGCCCUCGCAAGGGGGGCUCUGUUGUCGAGGGCUUUCAGAAUGAUGAUGCAAAGCUCAUGAAAGAGUUUCGCCGGCGCACAAACCCUCGCCACGCAGCGCAUUCCUGUAGCAGCAGUAGUGAGAGCAGCGGCAGUUCGGAGUCCCGAUGUAGCACGGUGUCCCGGGAGUCUUCCACGUGGCUCAGUGACUCCGAUAGCAGAGAGACUGCGAGCAGUGGUCAUUCGGACAGACCCUCCUGCGAAACCGACAAGUCACGGCCGCACAAAGGUACUUGCAAUGGGCAAAGACGACCGAUCCCCCCCACUAAGGAGGAGAGCAUGCCCAGUGUCGGACUGCAAUCUGGAUUGAGAUGUCGGGAACAAAACUCGAACUGCGAUGAGCGGACGGAAAAUCGACCACAGAGAUUGAGGCGCUUGACGAAACUGCGUGAACAGGAAGAAGAAGAAGAAGCAGAAAGGAACUCGUUGGAUGACCUUGAGAGGCGUCAAUGCCGUUCGACUCUCAGUCUGAAGUCGCCAACCAUCAGUUUGCCCAGAGGUGGUGUGGCCAGUCGUUCCCCUAGGGAGGGACAAUCACCCAGAGAGACGAGGCCUGAUCGCUCMGGUAGAACGGAAUCGGUCUCCAAGGGUCCGGCCACCGCUUGCCAGUCGUUGUCGAGCACCUCCUCCUCCAGCAGCAGCGAUAAGGAGUACAACAAGGAGGCCGUUGUGAGGUCCCAUGUGAACAUCCAUCCUCGGCCACGAGCCGCGAUUCCUCGACACAGUAAGGGAGAAGUUGACCUGACCUCCUCCAUGUCAGUUUCGUCGACAGGGCGUCGUCUCGUUCGUGAAGAUGCGGACCUUGAUCUGAAAGCAAAAGCCAGGAAGGGGCAUCCUCAUGACCGUAUCAUGCGACGGGAGAAGGAUGUAAAACGUGCACGCAUGGGGAUUUCUUACUCCUCUCCCAUGGAAAGGUCAACCAACAACAGUCAGUCCCUAUUGCAAUCAAGGAAGAAGAAAUUCCCCUCAGGAGUUUGGAUAGAUCUUGAUGACAGUGGUAGUUCGGCUGAGGUCUUUGUAGCCACUUUAGCUGCCAGUCAUGACAUUUCUGCAACCAAGUCAACUAUCGGUGCUGUUGCAACAGAGUCUGUUUCUGUGAUCGAUCUAACAACAGCUGCUGAUGUCAAAUCAUCUGCGGAUCAUCUGACUUGUCCUUCUGCUCCUGACGGUUUGGCUGGUUCUUUCACUGGUACUCCCUUUGGUCCUCCUGCUGAUCCUCCUGCUGGCGUUUCUGCAAGUCCUUCCGCUAGUCCUUCUGCUGGUCGUUGUGCUUGUCCUACCACUGGUCCUACCACAGGUCCUUCCGGUGGUCCUUCUGCUUGUCUUUCUAUCGAUCCUUUUGCCAGUCCUCUUGCGGGUCCUGCCAGAGCUUCUGCCGGCGCUUCUGCUGGUGUUGGUGUUGGUCCUUCUGCUAGUCUAUCUGCUGGUUCUUUCAUCGGUACUCCCUCUGGUCCUCCUGCUGUUCGUUCUGUUGGUCCUUCCGCUGGUCGUGCUGCUGAUUGCUCUGUUGACCCUUCUGCUGGUCGUGCUGAUCCCACUAUUGUUUCUGCCGGUCCUUUUGCGGGCCCUUCUUCUGGUGCUUCUGCUGGUCCUCCUGGUCCUUCUGCAGGUCCGUCUGCCGGUCCCUCUGCUUAUCCUUCUGCUGGUGCUCCUGAUGGUCCUUCUGCUGGUCCUGCUGCUCCGUCUGCUAGUCCUCCUGCUGCUGCUUCGACUGGUGUUGGCCCUUUGGGUAGUCAAUAUGCUGGUAAUCUUGCCAGUCAGUAUGCGUUUGGAAUUCAAAGCGGUCCUGACAAGCACUGGGACCCUUCACAUGGGGCAGCUGAUGUUGUUAUGUCUCCGAGGACCAGUGGCAUCUGUGACCCAGACAUAGUAGUUCCUGCUGCCAAGCCAGCUGUGAUUGAAGAAAGGAUUCCACAGGAUGGCAAUUCUUGCUGCAAUUACGAUCUCGCUUGCUCGUCUGCAAGACCUGUUGCCCGGUUCAACCUCUCAGACAGCACACUGGAGGCUGUGGACACCCAUAUUAGUGAUAUUGAAGGGGAUGGACGCCAGUCCAGUAAGCAUCCGACGGUUGAGGAUGUUGAGGAUGCGGCUGCAGAUCCCCCCAGCCGUAAGAGAGAAAUGCGAAGUCACUCUGCAGGAUCACUUGAACAGAAUCCAGGGAGGGAUUUGCUGAGCAAGGUCGUUUUUGAUGUCGGACCUGCUUCUGAUGCACGAGGAACCGACUGUUAUGGUGAUGGCAGCUUGGAUGAAAGGGUUGAAGAACGUAGACGUCACAAGGAAGAACCAACUGGUCCUGGCACACCGUUAACAAAAAACCCGACUAGGAGUGAAGAUCGCCAAGUGGGCUGGAAAGGAGGUGAUGGAUGUUGUGAGUCUCGUUCCUCCCGCAUGCUUUCUCCUCCGAGUGAGCAACAUGAUCUGCCAGCGGGUCCUCUUUGUCAGAACAUCGCGGACAGUGGUGCUGAUCUGUUCUGUCCAGUAGUGACAAGCCAGUCCUUCAUGUGUGACGCACAGGAUAGAGGCUUGGCUUCCCCGUGUGUUGGAUGUUUUCACACAGCCAGUGGUUGGAAACGACGGCAAUGUGAAAGUGAAAAAUCUGAGCAAGGAUUCCCUGUCUUCCCGAAGUUACCAGAAUAUCUCCGAGGCCCAUCUAGUUGGACUUGUGUUGGCGUUGCGAACCCAUCCUCUUUGCAGCUUCAGCAUGGAAUACCGUCGUCUUCAGGGACGCAGGAUGAAGAUGACCGUCCUGCAAACCAACCCCUUGAAGCAGAAGACCAAAGAGAAGUAUGCAGACGACGUUGGGAACAGCCUACUGUAGAGACGAGGAAUUCGGAGGUAGGAGACGGAGGCCAUGCCCAUCUCUGGCGAGGUACGAGUGACCCGUCUGUUGAGGGAGAAGCUGAGCACAGGGAUGACAUCGUUCAUGAAGUGGCAGUGGAGUCUUUGGAUGCAGGAGACACAAAACAUUGUGAAACAGGACGACCUCCACGAGACCCGACGCCCUUGCCUGAAGACGUCAGAAGACGCGCCAGUGAUGGUCAUUGCACCUUAUCAAAGAAGAACAGCCCAACUAGUGAAGAUGCUGAACAACAUGCCUAUUCUGGCAAUUGUGCACCUAUUCCCUUUGCGGGACCAGCUGAGCAGGGGGCAGAUGUUUCUCCCGGUGCAGCAGUGGAGUCGUUAGGUGGAGGGAGGGAGGGAGGCAACGAGUCAGAACUGGCAGUGGGAGAAGCAGCACUGAUUCCUGACCAUCUGGCGAUCCAUUCCAAGGGGAAACCCGAAGACCAUCUCCUCACUCCGGUUGGUCGACAAGAGGAGAGAAGACUCUGGGGAGAGCAAGCAUCGGAGAAAAGGAACCUGGUGAACAAUGAAGAUGAUGGUGGCAUAUCAAACGGUACAGGCGAUGUCUUCUCUGAAAGAGAAGCUGAUCAAGGGGUCGUUGGGCGCCCUGUCCCGGAGUCCGAAUGUACCAUCACGGCAGAGAAGACAGGAAAAGACGUGGAUUCUACUCCAGGAGCAUCAACACCGGCGCAGGAUGGUUCAACAUCGAGUCCGGGAAAAGGUUAUCAGUGCAUGAUCUGCUUGCUGACGACCAAGGAUGCCGAAGAGAAGGGGUUACUCCCAUGUGGCCACGUGUUUUGCUUCAAAUGUAUAUGCUGUUGGGCUAGAACUCUGGUCAAUCCUUUUUGCCCGAUAUGCAGAUCAUUGUUCAAUAUCAUCACAAAGAGACGCCUGCGUCCCGAAGACGAGGCGGUUAUACCGUUGCCGAAGCGCAAGAAGCUCGAGUUUGGCUCAUCUUCGCAUAAUAUGAAUGCGGUCAACAUCCUCAACGAUGCCGUGGCAUGUUGUUCUGUGUGCAAGGAGGGGGACGAUACGUUGCCCUUACUUACAUGCAGCAUUUGCCGUGUGGCGGUCCACACAACCUGCUUGGAACAGGAUCUUCCUGCAGCAACAUCUAGAGCUAGCUGUAACUGGGUCUGUGAUCGUUGUGGCCAGCAGCGAAGUGCUGAAGAUAGAACAAGAAUGGCGGCUAUGGAGGCAUAUGCGCAAGAAUUCCAGACCAUCGGAAGAGGAGGAAAUCAAGUUGGCCAACGGACUGGGAACAGCCGCAGGGCAGGUUCAGGGAAGAGUUCAAGGUACGGGCAUGGUGGUGUUAGCUGUUCCCCUCAGUUCCACCGAAAUGGGCAAGGGAGACUUGCACAUAAUGGAUCCGGUUCAGCUUUUCCCAUUCCAGCUGGGGGCAUAGAUCCUGCAUUUGCCUGGAGCAUUCUAAAUAGCAACACGGACUCGGUUACCCACACCUCAGCGAGAAGCAAACGCCCUCAGCAGCCUGCUUGGAAUAGGACGGGGAUGUUCCCCUCCCAUAGUUUGAUUGGUUUCUGGCAGCGAGCUCAGGCAAGGGAAACGGUUGCAAACCAAGGUGACGAGGCUCAGGCGGAAGGAUUGGUGCAAGCUACCCGGCGCCACCAACAGGCUCAACCUGACGCGGAGCUGGUUUCAACGAGGCCUGUGACGGCGAAUAUGACAUGCAGCUCAGCAGAGCCUCAGCAUGGUCACGAAGAGGGGUUACGUCAGGGCGGGGAACGGGUAACCGCGUGGCACACUGCUCAAGAGGACGCUUGGUCAGGUGAGCGGCGCUCUGUGAGCAUCGCGAAUCAAAGAGAUGUGUGCCUGGAUGAUGCGCAGGUGUCUUUCCGGCAUCUAGAGCAGUGUAAAUCGAAGGAAGAUAGCCGGUUGACCGAGGCAUGCUGUGUACGAGAGCCAGACAGUAACAAGCUAUGCCAACCAGAUGUCGAGCAACAGCCUCAACGAAGUCCGGCAGCGGACAUGGGGGGACAACAGUCCCACCGGGAACUUAGCCUCCGCCAAACGCAGCAACAGCAAGUGGGAUCAGGAAAAGAGGAAGGGGGAAAUUCUGGCCUCGAACACGUGUCAGAGCUCCAUGACCCACCUUAUCAGGGCCCUGAGCCGCAGGUAAAAGACCCACUGCACAGGAUAUUUACCCCAGAGCAAAUACCGUCAGGAGGUAAUGGGUCGGCUCUACGAGCACGAGACCGUUUGUUAACACCCGACGCAGAACGAGAGCAAGACUGUAACAUAGGAGGACGGCAUGCCUGGCAGACCAGAUCAGAAACAGAGGAAGGGAAGAGUCAGCAAGAUAGUUACGGUGGGCCAUGCCAACGGGUUCCUGAUCCAGAGGAGUUUGGGAUUGGGAUGCCUUAUGAGGAACUGGGGGCCUGCAACUGGUACCGGCAGGAUCACACGGGGUGCGGAUUACCAGGCACUGAACCAGAGGUAACAUGGCCGGUUGGUUCAGAGGGGCAAGAAGGACACAGUGUAGCUGAGCAAGAAGGCCCGAGUCGAGAGGGAUCGGUUGGUUUUCCGGACGUGUCCAUGGGGUUUGCCAACGAGGAGGGAUGGGAGUCCGCCCGGAUUGCGACAAAGAGGGGACACGAGGACAGACCCGUAAGAGGGUGCCCUUCUGCUCCGCCCGCUCCACCCAAAGGCCCCCAAACUGCUGCUAUUUAUGAUGGCCAGGUGCCGUCCCCUGAUAAGGAAACACUCAGAGCACCCCUUCAAAGCCUAACGGAGAAUAUGCGAAGCGUCGGUCCCAAACGGCCCACUUUGUGCAUGGACCCAAAGACUUCCCAAUGCCGGGACGCCGUCCAUGCUGACACAAGUCGAGUACAGCAGACAGCUCAAGGGUACAUUGUGGAACUUAGUGAGAAUGUUUCGUUUGCCGGCUCACAAAGUCGAGAGGGGACUCCACAGCACAGCGUUAGUGGCGCAACACGGAGAGAAGCAGAGUCAGCUCUGACAGUGAUGAUGGAAAACAGAAAGAAUUGCAGCAGCCACCCGUCACAACAGCGGAAACGCGGCCGCGGUCGGGCCAGUGGUAAAGCAGGGGCGGCGAGCACGACCAGAAGUAAUAAGCAGAAAGCUGCCAAGGUGCUCUGCUGUCUGCGCAAGCCUACUGAUACUACGCUGCGUCUUCACCUUCGUGAUAUGGCGGCGACUGAUUCCACGGCAACACCGGCCAUGACCGCUCAGAAGGAGACAGCGAGAAGAGCUCUCGCAGUGAUGGCCAUCACCGGUAGGAUGGCUGAGGAUGCAUUUCAAAGCUUGGAUGUGCUGCUGGGUUCCCGGACAAUGAGACCGCUUCUGUUGGGGCCUGAUGUUGAUCACACCCUGUUCGGCGGAGGAGAAGACCAUGACGAGCACGGGAGUGGAUGGCGCAGUCUGCUUUGGCUGUGGCCAACGAUUGUUGAAAUCUGCAAUCUUUAUCCAAGGCGUUCGCCUAGGUCGUGGGUCAUGCAGCGUUCGGGUGGAUUAUGGAAUGAUCUUCGGAUCGCCGAUGACGCCGAGAACGACCAUUACAUAGGGCUGCUGAGCAUACGUCGGUCAACAUUCAAUAAACUGCUGCGAAAGGUCAGACCACUUCUCGAGAAGGAGGUGACAAGAUUCAGGUCGUCGUUGCCUCCAGCAAAGAAACUCGCGUACGCUCUCCAUAGAUGGGCCCACGGUGACUCUCACUGGCACAAUUGCUCAGCAUAUGGCAUGGGCAAAAUGAGUGGGUUGCGAGCCGUCAGAGAAGUGGCGGAGGCCAUUCAUGCCUCGUAUCCGAAUGUUGUUAGCUUUGGGGGGUUCGAAGACCGAAAUCGUCGUAUGCGGCAGUUUGAGGGGUUGGGUUUUCCAAAUUGCUGGGGGUGUAUUGACUGCACCCAUGUGUAUGUGGAUAAACCCCGAUCGAAGGAUAGGGACGACUAUUGCUCCGGAUGGAACAACUGGUUCUCGAUCGUUGCGCAACUCGUGGUCGAUAUGGAGAUCAAGAUCCUUGAUUUCUGCUACGGCUUUCGGGGGACUGUUGGGGAUGCACGUGCUUUGAAAAACAUGUCAUUGUGCAGGCGAGCCCUGAAGGGGUCACUAUUCGUAGACGAUCCGGAAGAUCCAUUUCUGGCCGAACGACCUUCCAUCUCUGGUGUGCCCGACAGGUACUUGCUUGGCGAUGACGGGUAUCCUAAUCUUCCUUGGCUUGUCAUUCCAUACUGCCGUCAACCACGGCUCACGCGGGCGAUGCUGCAGUUUGACACUCUUCACAAAAUAGUCAGGUCUUGCGUGGAGCGAUUCUUCGGGGUGUUCAAGAUGCGCUUCCAAUUCUUCUACCGUCCACAUAUUACGGACAUAACGAGGGAGAGGUUGGAGUUCCGCGCCUGUUGUAUCCUCCAUAACCUGCUUCAAGAUUGGGGUGCUAUGCCUGAAGCGGACGGCAAAGUGAGCGAUGCUUUGUCUGGUGGGACCUGUCCACAUCCAGAUGUUGACAGGCGUGUGGACGGUUGUCCGCUUGUGUCCAUGUUCGGUCGGGAACGCGGCCAGGCGGUGAGAGAUGCACUGCGCACCGAGGUCCUCCGUUUGUGGGAAGUCCAGCGGGAGGCUUGACAGGAAAUAGUCUCUGUGUUGUCGUCGGGUUUUUUUCAUUGCUAUAUUAGGCUGUCAAGUGAAAACAUUGGUUGUGGUGCAUUACAGUACU